Messenger RNA from Daphnia carinata, 1880 nucleotides. Its product is annotated as liver carboxylesterase 1-like. The transcript is spliced from 13 exons. The coding region runs from base 42 to 1829 and encodes 595 amino acids. Lineage: Eukaryota; Metazoa; Arthropoda; Branchiopoda; Diplostraca; Daphniidae. The record is from RefSeq and is a predicted model, not a curated record.
CUUCGAUUCCAUUCAGUGUGUAAAAGCUUCUAGUGUCAGCAAUGGUAAAAUUCGCGGUGCCAUGUAUUUUAGCUAUUGCCUACUGGGCAGGGCCUUGUUUUUGUGUCCCCUUCAUUAUUGAAUUGCCUGGCUAUGCGAAGGCUGUUAUGGGAGGAUACGGAAACCUCAGUACAUCUUGGUACGACCCACAACGUCCGUUUUACUCUUUCCGCUAUUUCCAUUAUGCUGCCAAGCCGACUAACGAGACGCGAUUUCUGCCUCCAGUUCCUUCUAAUUACCCUUACCCAGAUGACGAAAUCUACAACUCUAUCGAUGCCCCACCAGAAUGUUACCAAGGUGACGAGAAUGGAGGGGAAGAUUGUCUCAUCCUUUCUGUCUACACACCCAAGUUUCCUGGCAAUGCUUCCGAUCCUUCUACUACUUAUGACGAUUUGCUGCCCGUUAUGGUCUGGAUUCAUGGCGGUUCUUUCGAAUAUGGUCGAAGUAUAACCUACCAACCACAAACUUUUAUGGCUCACGAUGUUGUUAUGGUAGUCAUCCAAUACCGUCUUGGUCCUUUUGGAUUCUUAUCGCUGGAAACGGAUGAAAUACCUGGAAAUGCUGGCAUGGCUGACCAAAUAGAAGCUUUACGCUGGAUCCAAAAAUUCAUCAAAUAUUUCGGUGGUGAUAAAGAUUGCGUUACUAUUGUUGGCGAAAGCGCCGGAGCAGCAAGUGUCGGUUUCCUACUUCUUGCUCCUCAAGCGAAAAAUGAAAAAUUUUUUCAUCACGCCAUUGCCGAAUCUGGCUCAAUGUUGACUGACUGGGCAUUGGAUCGUAAUGCUAAGAAAAACGGAAUGAGAAUCGCAGAGUUCACAAAUUGCACACUGGAACCUUACGAGGUGUUGUUGCAUUGUCUGAGGAAUCUUGACGCUUACACGCUUCGUCAAGCUCAAAAACAAUAUUCGAGAGAAGACGAAAGGAACGGUGGGCUAGGAUUUGGUGGCCAAUCUCCCAUUAUCCAAACGGCCGGAAAAGAAAAAUAUCUUACGGAUGAGCCAAAAGCCUUGAUUGAAAGAGGAGAAUACAUGACAGAGGCCAAAAUUUUGUUCGGUGCUAAUGAAGGUGAAGGCAUUAUGGCGUUCGAUUUACUGUUAAACAGGUACAUCAGGCCAAAUGGUCUGGAUGGCGACGUAAACUUCUGGAAAUAUGACGCUGUUAGAGUCGUUUUCGGUGCACUUGGUGUCCGCGAUGAUACUGGAGCUUUGGCGGAUGCACUGACUACUAAAUAUCUUGGCUACGCCAUCGAGUCUUGUCAAAUGGGAAAUUUUACAGUCAUGAUUCCAGGUCUCAUUGAUAUUUACGGCGUCUUAUUCUUAAAAGCUGGUGGCUGGCAAACAGUGUUACUUCACACAAAGUACAAUCCCAGCGCUUAUUGGUAUUCUUUCGACUUUUUUGGAAAAAUCAGCUUGAUCUCGUCUGAUGAAGUUCUUCCGAGAGGUGUGAUGCACGCUGACGAAAUCAUGUACCUGUUCACAAUGCCCAUCCCGCACAACGAGACCGAAAUCGAGUUAUCCAGGAAAAUGUUAGAAGUAUGGACAACGUUCGCCAAAUACGGAAAUCCAACACCAGACGGAGUGCCAAUGAGGGAAGGUAUUCCGCACUGGCCAGCCUACACCCACGAGAAAAAAGAGUUUAUGGCGAUCAACAAAUAUUGGAGUGUCAAAAAUGACUAUUCGCUGUAUUACACCGUUACGGUAGACAAGGCAGGGCCGAGGUCCAUCGAUCGUGAAUCCGCUGAAAAAUGUUCCAACGAGUAUUGGGCAUCAAAAAGAGAGAGACGCUUUGCUUGAACGGUUGUUACAUAACUGCCUGAAUAAAUGACAUUAAAAUGUAAAAACUGC